AUUUGUGAUUAAAAGAAGAGCAGUGUUAUUCAUUGUACACAAAUAAUAAAAUUAAUGUUGACGAAAUCUUAAGUUAGAUAUUUCACGAGAUGGAUCAACUUGGAAAUGAUGAUCAAGUUUCCAUGACAAUAGAGAACCAUGAAAUGUUGUUCUCUUCUGAUUCCGAAGUCGAGUCUCCUAGUCCAAGGACAAAUUAUCAUUUCAGGUCGUUGAAGAGCAAUGAAGUAAUGAAACUGGAAGAAGGUGACCAAGAUCAUGAUUUGAUUAAGGCAGGUUUUCUUAGUGGAAUGGGACAAUUGGGAAAUGAAAUUGAAGUUGUGGCUGUACAUAAAAAUUCAUGUUCCACUAUAUUAGGGCAAGCGAGGUCAGAAAGUUUUCGUAUUUAUUCCGAAGCAAUGCGGAAAAAAUGUAGUGGAGAUGCUAAUAUUAAAUAUGCUUGGUUUGGUUCUUCCAAAGAUGAAAUUUGUAAUAUUAUUUCACAUGGAUUUUCAACAAUUAUGGAACCUAAUUAUGGGGAUUGUUUUGGCAAUGGUGUCCAUCUUUAUCCUGCAAAUAUCGAUGGGGUAUUUUCGGCAGUGGAAGAUGAGAAUGGAUUAAGACAUAUGUUACUUUGCAGAGUAAUAUUAGGAAAUACAGAAGUAAUUGAGGCUUCAUCCAAACAAUUUCAACCAACUUGUCAAGAUUUUGACUCCGGAGUUGACAAUUAUUUGGCUCCUAAAACAUACAUUAUUUGGCCUUCUAAUAUGAAUUCUCAUAUUUUACCAAAUUUUCUAGUGAGUUUCAAGGGUCCAUUAUCAUUAGGUACCUCUUUGAAAAUCAAGAUUCCAUUGAAGCCUACACCACGUAUAAAAUUUUCAAAUCUAUUGCGUGUGCUUUCCAAUUUUUUACAUCCUUCAAGAAUGGUUUUGAUCACAAAGAAAUAUGAAGAUUUUCAGAAAAACAAGAUCUCAAAAAUGAUAUUUGUUCAGAAGUUGAGGCAAAUAGCUGGAGAUACAUCACUACUUAAGAGUUGUCAUGAUAUUGUAUCCAAACAUUAAGGUAGAGCAAGGGGUCUGACUCUGUAUUUUCCUUAUUUUUUUUUAUUUAACUAUUACUAUUGUAAUAUUGUAAACUCUGUGAUAACUAUAGUCUAUAGAGUAUUUAGUUGAGCAAGUUAAUUGAUUAUGGCAAACAACAUAAAUAUCAUUAUUUAAGAAUCUAAUUAUGUGUCUUUUCAUAAAUUUUGAAAUUACAAUUUGUGUCA
This is a messenger RNA of Solanum lycopersicum (tomato), 1243 nucleotides long. RefSeq names its product probable inactive poly [ADP-ribose] polymerase SRO2. Lineage: Eukaryota; Viridiplantae; Streptophyta; Magnoliopsida; Solanales; Solanaceae. The record is from RefSeq and is a predicted model, not a curated record. Gene Ontology annotation, molecular function: NAD+ poly-ADP-ribosyltransferase activity.